GUUUAGCGCAAAUAAUAAUUGUGACCAUUAGAUUAAAAUAAUAAUAAUAAAUGAUAAAAAAAAGAAGAAGAGAGAGAUGGCAUGGUAACACUGAAACCAACUAGAUAUUAUCGAAAGGGGAGGAUCCAAAUCCACUGGGAUACUCCUAUAAAACAGCGAUUCCUGGGAUUCUGACUGCUCUUCUUCUUCUUCUUCUCAACUCCUUCUAAUUCAUUCACCGCUCUCUUCUCUUCUCUUCUCUUCUCUUCUCACGAAUCCAAACACCCCCAAACCCAAAACCCAUCUCUUUCCUCCUUAACUUUGGCUUUUGUUAAAGUGUUUUAUCAUCAACAACUCGUUUUUUGUUGUUAAAUCGUUAUCAACCAUUCCACUUUUCAAAAUUUUUUUGUUUUUCCAACUCGUCAGUAAACCAAACUAAAUUUUUCAUGAGCACUACCCGUUUGGUUUGGUUUAGUUAGCGAAUAAAUAUGUUAGAGAUGAAAUCCGUCAGAUACAUCAGAUACACAGAGCACAGAACGGUAACCAACAAAUUGGUGAAAUCCCAUUCGCUGGUAAAAAGGCAAGAGCCAAGAAUCGUUCGCAUUUCCGUUAUGGAUGAAGACGCAACGGACUCUUCCAGCGGUGAAGACGAAGACUUACAAGGAGGCAGAGGCGGAGUCUUGAAUUCGGUUUGCAGAGUGAAAAAGCUGGUGAACGAGGUACGAAUUGAAGAGUAUGGUGGUGUUGAGUGCAGGAAUAGUAGGAAUAAUAAUAAUAAUAAGACAAAGCAAGUGGUGGCAUCAUCGAAAUCGAAACCACCACAACCAGCCAGCGAGCAGUAUUUCCCAAAUGGAAAAAGAUAUCGAGGUGUUCGUCAAAGACCAUGGGGGAAAUGGGCUGCAGAAAUCAGAGACCCUCUCCGACGGGCCAGGAUUUGGCUCGGAACCUACGAGACGGCGGAGGAAGCUGCUCUGGUGUAUGACAGAGCAGCCAUUAGCAUUAAAGGACCAGACGCUCUCACCAAUUUCUUAAAGCCACCUGGAAAAGAUAGAGAAGGAAAAAAAAUAGAGAAUGAGGACUCUGAUCAAGAGUGCCAAAUUAGACUGUCUUCUCCUACCUCGGUUCUACGAUUUCAACCAGUUGAAUUCGAAUCCAACAACAACAACAACAACAACAACAUCAAGAAGGUAAAGGAGGAGGAGGCAGAGCAGAGUGAUGAAUGGAGACCUUUACCUUUACAAUUAGAGUCCGAUGAUGAUGGGUUUGUUUUGUUAGAUUCGAAUUUCUUGGAAGAUUGUUUGGAAUCGGAAACUCCUCCUCCGCCGAUAUUUUUGGACGAAAUGAGUUUGGUACCGGAAACCACUAUGGUUUGGAAGGAGGAGGGUUUCGGGGAUAUGUCGGUGGAUUUGGAUGAAGAUUUUGGGUCGUGUAAAUGGGAUGUGGAUAACUACUUCCAAGAUCAUUUGGUUAUGCAAUGAAUGAAACCAGCCAAAGUGUGUGAUUGAGUGAGUGAGUACUGAGUAAUGGUUUCCGGAGCAUCAAACACAGUGUGGGAAAGUAUAAUCCAGAUAGAACUGUUCAAGCGGUGGGUGCCCCCCAAAAAAAAAAAAAAAAAAAUUUGGUAAACUUCUCAAGUUUCGAAAUUUGCUGAGGUGGUAGAUUCCGAGUGGAGUUUUGACAUUAUUUAUUUUUGUAUUUUUUAUUAUAUACUAUGUUCUUUUUUUUUUCUUUUUUUUUUUCUUAUUUUUGUUUUGAUUUUGUUACUUACUUGGUAUGUAAAUUCGUGGCUCUUGUGCUUAAUUUGCAGCAAUAUUAAAAAAAUGUGAAAUUCUAGAUUUUCUUUUAUUAUUGUUUUCAAUUUUAAAAUUUCCAUCUUAUCGCAGAGAUAAUUAGUU
Ziziphus jujuba (common jujube) is the source of this 1874-nucleotide messenger RNA. RefSeq names its product ethylene-responsive transcription factor CRF4. Gene Ontology annotation, biological process: regulation of DNA-templated transcription. The transcript has a single exon. Gene Ontology annotation, molecular function: DNA-binding transcription factor activity; DNA binding. Lineage: Eukaryota; Viridiplantae; Streptophyta; Magnoliopsida; Rosales; Rhamnaceae. Bases 468 to 1457 code for a protein of 329 amino acids. The record is from RefSeq and is a predicted model, not a curated record.